Molecule: messenger RNA, 2268 nt
Organism: Cynocephalus volans (Philippine flying lemur)
Lineage: Eukaryota; Metazoa; Chordata; Mammalia; Dermoptera; Cynocephalidae
Product: zinc finger protein ZFP2-like
Exons: 7
Coding region: 1-2268 (755 amino acids)
Biological process (GO): regulation of transcription by RNA polymerase II
Cellular component (GO): nucleus
Molecular function (GO): DNA-binding transcription factor activity, RNA polymerase II-specific; RNA polymerase II cis-regulatory region sequence-specific DNA binding
Source: RefSeq, a predicted model, not a curated record
AUGGACCUGGGCUGGGGAAGGGGGGCCUCCCCCUGUUCUGUCGACUGCUUCGUCAGAGGAAGGUGGGCCUGCAGAAGGCGGGGCUUGUCCUUCCUGGAGAACAAAAGCCGGUUGCAGAAGCUCCGCCGUUGGGGGUCAAGACCAAGAUGGCGGCGGGUCUGGAGUGGGGCGCCUGAAGACAGCGUGAGCCUGGGAGCUGUGCUGCCACAGUGCUAUUUGCGUUUCCAAGAGCAACAAAAAAUGAAGAAGUCUUUGUGUGAACCGAAACAGCUUUUGGAAGGCCUUAUUUGGUUCACAGCUAAAACCUGGAUCAUCGGGAGGAUGGAGUCAACCACCGAUUCUUGCGUCACUCUCUGCAGGUUUCUCUUGUUUCCUGUGUUCAUGCAGGUGUUAGUGUCUUUUGAGGAUGUUGCUGUGGACUUCACAUGGGAGGAGUGGCAGGACCUUGAUGAUGGUCAGAGGACUUUGUACAGGAAUGUGAUGCUGGAGACGUACAACAACCUGGUGUCAUUGGGGUACUGCAUUACCAAACCUGCAGUGAUCUUCAAGUUGGAGCAAGAAGCAGAACAAUGGACAAUAGAUUCCCAAAACUGGAGUCUACAAGGUCAGUAUGUCCUGGGCACUGAGGCUGGAAAGAAUGUUCAGAUAGUCAAAGCUCCAAUUACAAAAAGCCAAGAACGUCAUGAUACACAUUUGCAGGAUGUUGUAAUUACCAACAGCAAUACAUCAACUGAGGAGAAAGUUGAAAUAGAAGCAUUUCAUUUGAGCUCAAACUAUAUUUCAAAUUCAAUUAUAAAUAGCGAAAAGUAUUUAGGAAUGAAGUGCAAAGAGUUCAAUGUAUGUUUGAAUGCACUUCCUCCUAGAGAGGCUGAUUGGAUGCAUGCUGGAGAGAAAUCUGAUGAGGGUUAUAUAACUGGGAAAUUGUGGAGACAUUGUGAGCAUCUUAAUCAGCAUUCCAAGAUUCAUGCUCAGCAGCAGGCUUCUGAAUAUAGUGGACAAUGGAAAUCCUUCAACACAGAGCCAAUAUUAUUGGAACAGAAGAAAGUGUACAUGGGAGAGACAUCCUGUAUAUUUGAUUAUGGGAAAGUCUUUCAUAAGUCAGCUGUUCUUACCCAUGAGAUAAUUCCAGUAUCAGAGAAAGCUUUUCAGUUUGACAUAUGUUGGAGAAAGUUCUGUGAAAAUUAUGAACCCAAUGAACAGCAGAAAAUACACACAAAAGAGAAACCCUAUAAAUAUAGUGAAUGUGAUAAAUCAUUCAUGAAGAAAUUACCCCUUACAAUCCGUAAGAGAACACAAACAGGGGAGAAGCUAUAUUUGUGUAAUGAAUGUGGGAAAACCUUUCAUAAGUCCUCAAACCUCAGCAAGCAUGAGAGAAUUCACACAGGUGAGAGACCAUAUGAAUGUAGUGAAUGUGGAAAAACCUUUCAUGAGAAGUCAAAUCUCAGCAAGCAUCAGAGAAUUCACACAGGUGAGAAACCAUAUGAAUGUAAAGAAUUUGGAAAAACUUUCUACCGUAAAUCAUGCCUCAGUGCACAUCAGAGAUCCCACACAGGUGAGAAACCAUAUGAAUGUAAAAAAUGUAAGAAAGCUUUCAACCAUAAGUCAAACCUCAGGGUACAUCACAGAUCUCACACAGGUGAGAAACCAUAUGAAUGUAAAGAAUGUAGAAAAACUUUCUACUGUAAAUCACACCUCAGUGUACAUCAGAGAACUCACACAGGUGAGAAACCAUAUGAAUGUAAAGAAUGUGGAAAAACUUUCUACCGUAAAUCAUGCCUCAGUGUACAUCAGAGACUUCACACAGGUGAGAAGCCAUAUGAAUGUAGCGAAUGUGGAAAAACCUUUCACAGGAAGUCACACCUCAGCAGGCAUCAGAGAAUUCACACAGGUGAGAAACGAUAUGAAUGUAGUGAAUGUGGAAAUACCUUUCACAGGAAGUCACACCUCAGCAGGCAUCAGAGAAUUCACAGAAGUGAGAAACUAUAUGAAUGUAGUGAAUGUGGAAAAACCUUUCAUUGGAAGUCUAACCUCAGCAGGCAUCAGAGAAUUCACACAGGUGAGAAGCCAUAUGAAUGUAGUGAAUGUGGAAAAACCUUUCACAGGAAGUCACACCUCAGCAGGCAUCAGAGAAUUCACACAGGUGAGAAGCCAUAUGAAUGUAGUGACUGUGGAAAAACCUUUCAAGAGAAGUCAAAUCUCAGCAAGCAUCAGAGAAUUCACACAGGUGAGAAACCAUAUGAAUGUAAAGAAUGUGAGGAAACCAUAUGA